UAGCACCCGAAGCCGAAUUGACCGUCUUGAACCUGGUCGACGGUUGCAGCAGUCAGUUCGGGACCAAAAUAUUGGCAAGACUUGAGAACAUCCCGACCUCAACAAGUCGCCAACCUGUGAUUGGGAACCCCGCCAACCCAGGCGAGAAGCUGCAAUGGCCUCCUCUCCAAGUGCCCCCGGCAAUCCGGUCGAGGCUGCCACCGCGAAGAUCGACAAGGCCGCUGCCAUCGUCCACCAAAAGGCCGCUGCCGUCGUUACCGAGCCCAAGGAGCCUCAACCCUACCAGGUGCCGAACCCCAUCAUCGAGGACCACCUGCUUACCCCCGCUACCGUCAACUCCAUCGAGAUCCAUGGCGCCAACAACACCCGCCGCGGCCUUCUCGACCACGUCUUCAAGCCCGUUGUCGAGGAAACCGCUAGCCCCACGACUACCCUAGGCGAGGCCCUCGCUCGCAUCAGCACGGCCACCCAGAAGCUUACCCGUUUCGGCAUCUUCAAGGAGGAUGGCUUUGGUGUCUUCAUCUCGGAUGCCCGCCAGCAGCAACAAGAGCAGUUCCAGUCCCCCACCGACCGCACCGAGCUCGACGUCUCCAUCCGCGUCAAGGAACAAUCCCGCCUCGUCUUCAAGGCCGGUACUGAUUUUGGCAACGCUGAGGGCUCCGCUUACACCAAUGCCGUUCUGCGCAACAUCUUUGGCGGUGCCGAGACCCUUUCCGUCAACGCUGCUGCCGGCACCCGUACUCGGUCCGCUUACAACGCCGUCUUCUCCACCCCAGUGAACGGCAACCCCGAUAUCCGUCUUGCGCUGGAGGCUCUGCGCUCAUCUACUCACAAGCCCUGGGCCUCGCACGACGAGCACCUUACCGGUGGCAACCUCCGCCUCGCUUGGUCGACCGACAAUGGCGAUGACCACGCGCUUACUUACUCCGGUGUUUGGCGCCAGCUGACUGGCCUCUCCGCCUCCGCCUCGCCCACCGUCCGCGCCGAUGCCGGUGAUUCCCUCAAGAGCUCCAUCACCCACACCUUUACCCGUGACCGCCGUGAUAAUCCCAUGCUCCCCCAGGCUGGCUACCUUGUGCGCACCGCCGCUGAGCUUGCUGGUUGGGGUCCUCUGAAGGGCGACGUUUCCUUUGCCAAGUCCGAAGUCGAACUCUCUGCCGCCCAGGCCCUCCCACUUCCCGGUGUCUCCGUCGGCGCCGGCUUCCGCGCUGGUCUGCUCUACCCUCUGCCCAUGGGCUACUCCCUCUCCAGCACCUCCGUUGCCCCUAGCCGCAUCAACGAUCGCUUCCAGCUCGGCGGCCCCACCGAUGUCCGCGGUUUCAGCAUGGGCGGCCUCGGCCCUCACGACGGCGCCGACUCCGUGGGCGGUGACGUCUUCGCUGCUGGAUCCGUCAACAUGCUUCUGCCGCUUCCCAGGGCUGGUCCUACCUCCCCCUUAAGGUUCCAGCUCUUCGCCAACGGCGGCCGUUUGGUUGCGCUGCAGGGAAAGAAGACAGCUGAGGGUUCGGUGUCGCUGGAUUCCGGCGCUGUUGCGAGUGGCAUGAAGAGCGCGGUGGCGGAGUUGGCGAACGGCUUGCCCAGCAUCGCGGCUGGCUUUGGUCUGGUGUAUGCGCACCCCGUGGCGAGGUUUGAGUUGAACUUCAGCUUGCCGUUGGUGGUAAGGAGAGGCGAGGAAGCGAGAAAGGGACUGCAGGUCGGUGUCGGUAUUAAUUUCUUGUAAAAGGUUUCGAUGCAUGUGUAGGAAGUAAAGGAUAAUGGAAGGAUCAAGCAUCAAGAGGUUUGACGCGUUGUCUGCCUGUGUAGUAUCUAUGUAUAAAUGACAAGCCUUGCUGUAAGAAUAAAAACGCGAGAGGACGCCGAACUCUUCCCAUAUUGCCCC
Messenger RNA from Neurospora crassa OR74A, 1879 nucleotides. RefSeq names its product mitochondrial outer membrane beta-barrel protein Tob55 (gene tob55). Gene Ontology annotation, cellular component: outer membrane; SAM complex. The coding region runs from base 155 to 1720 and encodes 521 amino acids. Gene Ontology annotation, biological process: protein insertion into mitochondrial outer membrane. The transcript has 4 exons. The record is from RefSeq and is a predicted model, not a curated record. Lineage: Eukaryota; Fungi; Ascomycota; Sordariomycetes; Sordariales; Sordariaceae.